Cylindrotheca closterium is the source of this 5796-nucleotide messenger RNA. Lineage: Eukaryota; Bacillariophyta; Bacillariophyceae; Bacillariales; Bacillariaceae. The record is from the annotation of a GenBank genome assembly.
AUGAGCUCCAAUCACGAUGACGACGACGGACUCUUUGAUGAAAAUGACGAUAGUAGUGAUGAGGAGGUUGCUGUCGUCAGAAAGUCGUCCAAGAAAAGAAAGGGCAACGACAAAUCAGGUGGCGAGAAGAAGAAGCCGAAACAGUCAUGGAUUGACGAUGCUGCGGAAGAGAGUGGAGAUGAAGGAGGUGAUGACGAUGACGAAGAGGACGACGAUGAAAACGAAAACGACUAUAUCAAGGAUGAUUUCGUUGUAGGCGAAGAUGAAGUUGAAUUCAAGAAGAAGCAGAAAACUGGUGAUCUAGAAGAUUCUGAUGACGAUGAUGAAGAUGAUGACGAUGAUGACACUGGAGGAAGAAAGUUGAGCAAAAAGAAGAGAGUUAAAAAGAAGAGAAACAACCUAGAACUUGCCGAAGAAGAUUUAGAUCUCAUUGCCGAAGCUCGUGGUGACACAGAGCGCGAUUCCAAACGACGCGAGCGAGAAGAAGCUGCUCGGAAAACGGUGUUUGGUAGAGAUCAAGAUGAGCUGCAAAAGGGCCUGUUUUACGACUCUGGUGACGAUGGUGCUGCAGCAACUGCUGCUCAGUCCAAACAAACCAAGCGCAGAAUGGUAGAGCAGUUCGAUGAAGAUGGAAUGGACGACUUUAUUGAUGAUGAUCUUAACGAUCAAAGCCAGAUUAUGGCUAGUGCAAGAUCCGAUGCCUACGACGACGAAGGGGCUGGUGUCAGUGAAGCACAACUCAAUGAGGCAAGUGAGAUCUUUGGUACUGACUAUCUCGAAUUCAUGGCCAAUGAAGAUCAAAACAUGGACGAGGAAGAAGAAUUGGGCGGCAAGUACAGAGAGCGUGGGGUUGGUGUGGACCUUCUUGAUUCCGACGAGUCUUCUGAUGAGGAUGAUGAUGACGACGAUGAUCUCUUUGGAGAUGACGACAGAGGAGGUGAUUCUGUUCAGGCGAGCCAAAAGCGGGAAGCGUUGAAGUUGAAACGUGAGAAAAAGGAACUUGCAAGGCAGGAACGAAGAAAGCAAAAGCUACAACAGAAAAAUGCAAAGCGAAAAGCGCAACUACGACGAGCUUUUGAGCCUGUGCAACUCAUUGAAAACUUCUGCACAGAUCGUGAUGAUGAAAUUCGAAGGCUUGAUGCACCAGAACGCUUCUUCGAUUGGAAAAGCCAUUUCCACGGAUCUCCUGAUGGUGGCGAUCCUACUGAAGAAGAGGAAGAGGAGGCGAUGUGGAUUAUUGGUAGAAUCCCUGAGAUUGCCUCGGAAUACUUUGCUCCGACUCAGAAUAUGGAAGAAAUGGAAGAGCGCGAGAAGAGAGUGAUGAACUCUAUUGUUCAGGCUUUGCGAUUACUCCAUGUCGACAAGUUGGAACCGGCAUUCAUUAAGAGGUAUCGUGAGGACCAGGUUGCUUCUCCAGCUGUCAGGGAGAAUCUCUACAGAAUUAUGGACGAGGAUGACGAGUAUAAUACGAUGGUUACAGCUCGGACCAAAGUUGGCGAAAUUUUGGAAUCGGUAAUAAGGGAUGUCGAUCAUAUCGAAGCAAGAGGCGCUGAAGCUGAUUUUGUCAAAAAGCUUGAAUUGGAUCUCAUGAACGCAGAAGAAAAGCUAGAAGAAGCUGCCAAACAAGAAUCUCAACUCAAGACGGAAAUAGAGCAACUUGAUUCAACCGAUGCGGUGGACGAUGACGAUGAUGACGAGUUGUUUGGGGAUGAUGACGACAAUGACAAUGAAGCAAAAAAGGAAAAACAAGAGACUCUUAAGAAGCAUCUUUCCACAAUACAAGCACUGAUGGAAGAUAGAGCAGAAAAGGUAACAGAUGUCCAAACCAAGCUUGCAUCUGCUCAAGCAACCUCUCGGGAGUCGAUGCAAGACCAAGGACCUGCUCAGGAAGUUAUGAGAAAAACCUGUCGCGAGAGUCUUUGGAACGCAGAAGACAUUGUUGACUAUCUGUCCGGAUUGACGGACAUGCGACAUGCUGUUGAUUUGAACAUGUAUCUCAGCUUGAUUAAGGAAGGCAACGAUGCCAUCCGAAAGAAAGAAAUGCCCAUGCUGAGUCAGUCCGACAAAACAAAGGAUGGUAGAAAGAAGAGUCGGAGAUUUGAUCGUGACUUUUACAGAACUUGUGUCAGUGAAGGAUUGAGAAGUAUAUGCUACAAAUUCCUGUUGCCACCUAAUCGUGUUGGAAUCAAAAUAGAAGACAUGUCACAGUCCCAGAAUUUCGAUUUCAAUAAGGCAAUGCCAGGAGAACAGAACCCAAGCCCACAAAAUUGGGUUGCGCCAAUGCUGGAGUCUCAAUCUCCCGAUGAAUUUGCCAACGAUUUGAUCGGAAGUGGCGAACUAAUUUUGCUGUCUUCUUCUGGGGGCACAGAUCCUGGUGAUCAAGAAACAAGCGAUCCACUCCGUGGAUGUCGAUAUGUUGCCGCAAUGGAAUUGGCCCACGAACCUCGUGUCAGACGCCACCUUCGCAACAUCUAUCGUCGUUAUGCAGUUCUGACUACUCGUCCAACUAAGAAAGGAAACGAAAUUAUAGAUGCAUUCCAUGACUACUAUGGCUUGCAUCUGAUCAAGGACAAGGGGGUUAAGGAGCACUUUCCCAUGGACGAAAAGGAGGCAGCAGAAAAGAAGGCAAUGCUCGGACCUGAUGAAUGUAGAGAGCUGGAUCGUGAAAUGAAGAAACGAGAGCAUGAGAGUUGUUUGCAGUAUCUUCGUAUCCUCAAAGCAGAGCAUACCGGACACAUCUCCGUUCAUGUACACUUACCGCUAAAGGAGCAAUUCGACGACUGGUAUACCCAUGAAGAGCAGUACGCUACCCGCGACAAACAGGACAUAGGUGCUCUUAUGGAAGAAUUAGAAAGAGUUUACUUUCCUCUUGACGGCGACACAGAGGAAUGGAACGAUGAGCGCAGAAAGAUUCUCACUCAAGCUUUGAUUCAAUUCCUACUUCCUAGAUUUGAAGGUGAGAUCAGACGAGAGUUAAAAGAGGCUUGCAUGAGGAUUGGCGUUGAGGCUGCUGGGGAGAAUCUCUAUAAUUUGGCCAUGGAGGGCCCAUACAGACCUCAAGCGCUUAUGCAUACAGAAAAUCGCUUCCUAUAUCCAACCGGUGACCUCCCGAUGGUUGGUAUCUGCUGUUCGGCAGAUCCAAAAGAACCGACUUACUUGGCUUCUGUGACUGAGCGUGGAGCUUUCAACGACCACCUGGCCAUCCCAGGAGGGACGAGGGUUGAUUCCGGCAAAAAUCGAGAAAAGGUCAUCACAUUCCUUUUGCAGUCUCGUCCCGCAGCGGUCCUUGUUGGUACUUCUGGUGGCUUUGAGAGUAGGAUUCUACAUCGAAAGAUGAACGACUUAAUCAGCGAGGCAAUGCAGCGAUGGAAGGACAAGGAUAUUCAAGGAGAGGACGAAGACGACGAAGACUACGAAUCUCGCCGAGCUUCUCUCGAUAAAUUAAGAUACGAAGAUGACGAAGAUGAGGAGUGGACUUGUAACGCUGAUUUGAUUGAUGAUAACGUCGCCCAGCUAUUCGGAAGAAGUGUUCGAGCGAAGAAAGAGUUCCCAGACCAUCAAACGAAUCUCAAGAUUGCUGUCUCCAUUGCUCGAUAUGCAAAAGAUCCAUUAGGUGAAUUGACUUAUGCUUGGAGUGUGGCGAGCGACACUGGUAAUUUUGGAGCCGAACUGCUUUACAUCAAUAUCCACCCAAUGCAACAGCAGCUACCACGGACACUACUGUUACGUCAAUACGAAAGAACACUUUGUGAAGUUGUCGCAGCAAUUGGAGUUGAUGUCAAUGCUGCGUGUUCUUUGGACCACUUGCAAGGAUUGCUCUCGUUUGUACCUGGCUUUGGGCCUCGAAAAGCUGCGAGUUUGAAACAGAGUGUCGAACAGCUUGGGGAAACCAUCGGCAGUAGGCGCUUUCUGCUUGAAAAGCGUCUGAUGGGGCCCAUUGUCUACAACAAUGCUGUUGCCUUUCUGCGAAUCCGCAAUGUUGAUGUUGACGAUGGUCACAUCAUGAAUCCGCUCGAUGAUACUCGUCUUCAUCCUGAUGUGUAUACACGGCACAACUGGGCAAUCAAGAUUGCCACCGACGCUCUAGAAAGAGCAGAAGAUGAAACUAGGAACAAGGAGAGAGCAAGCAUCAAGGCACUUCGUGACGUGAUGGAUAACUCUGCCCAAGAGGUCGAACGACUUUUCCUUGCGACCAAGGAAGAAUGGGAGGCUCUUUAUGGUCCGACCUUCAAGGUGUUUGAAUGGAAUCCAAAGGUCAGCGUACCUUCUGAUAAGUGGCGCGACAAAGUUGAAGAGUUGGAUCUAGAUGCAUUUGCAGGAAUGAUCGAGGAAUCUGGCCACGGGAAGUGGAAUUCUCAUCUACAGAUGAUCAAAUGGGAGUUUCGUUUACCCUAUUCAGAUCCCAGAGCUCCCAUGGAGCCAUUGACGGGUGAUAAACUAUUCAAACUGAUUACUGGAGAAUCAGAUCAAUCGCUUCGACCUGGCAAGGAAGUAACUGGCAAGGUUAUGCGCAACGGUGAUUUUGGAUCACGGGUUAAGUUGGAGGGAGACAUUCCAGCAUUUAUUCCACUCCGGAACUUGUCGGAUGAACAUGUUGAGACUGCAGAAGAUAUUGUCUCAAUUGGAAUGGUGGUGACGGCUGUGAUUACCGAGGUUAAGAAGGAUCACAUGUGCGUUGACAUGAGUCUGAAGAUGGAAGACUUCAAGAAAAAGCCAAGUGCUUGGGAUCGUCCAGCUACUCUUCCGCCACUUGACGAUCACUUCGAUUGGAGGGCCAGUCACAGUGUCGAAGAAAAGAAAAGCAAGGAGCGUGAGGCACGUUUGGAAGCUCAACAACUUAGCUUGGGCCACACAAAUGUUGGUGAAGACGGUGCUCCCAAGAAGCGUGCAGGAAGAAUUGCGCGAAGAGCUUGCGCCCACCCAGCAUUUCGGAAUUCCCGACAUGAUGAAGUUGAUAAGGAACUCAAAGAAGGCGGGGCUGCUAUGGUCGGUGAAGCUCUCGUUCGGCCGAGCAGCAAAUCUAGCGACUCUUUGGCUGUACACUGGGUCGUCCAGGAGGGUUCGAUCAAAGUUGUGGAAGUUAUCGAAGAAGACAAAGACAAUGACGCCGCCAUAGGAAACAUUCUCAAGAUCAAGGAUGAAACCUAUGGUAGCAUUGAUGAACUUCUUGGUAGAUACGUGGCACCAAUGAACGACUACGUGGAGGAGCUGAUGAGCCACCGUAAAUUUGCUGACAUGCCAGAAGAUGAAUUGGACGAAAAGUUGAGGAAAGAGAAAACAGCAAACCCGAAGGGAAUAUUCUACAAUAUUUGCUGGAUGGAAAUGCACCCAGGAUAUGCAUCCCUUCGUUUCAUCCUAAGUUCGACUACUCGAGCUCAUCCUAUUGGCAUCUCACCCAACGGCUUUGUCUGGGGGACGAUUAAAUACCCAAAUCUGGACAAACUAUUGAACGAUUUCAAGAAGAACCCUCGUGGUUCCUCGACUGGAAAACGAACCGCAAGCUCAAGUGGCGCUCAAUCGCAAAAGCCAACAGAGCCAAGAGCUUCACGAUGGGGCAGCAGACCUCCUCCACCGUCAGCCCCACCACCAUCCUGGGGAUCACAGUCCGCUGCUCAACCAGCUCCAGCACAACAAUGGGGAGCUGCUUCUGCCACAGCUCAAGGUCAGUGGGAUCGACCACCACCUCCUGCUGCGGGAUAUGGACAACCACCACCACCAAGCUACGGCCCACCACCAGGUGGGCCACCACCAUAUUCGAGACCACCUGCUCCUCCAAACUACCCCCCUGGCAUGUAG